AUGAUGGUGUGGCGUAUCGGAUUGAUUGUAGCGUUGUGUCUGGUCCUUGCAGAAUGUGAGGAGGACGAAGUUUUGACGUGCGAGGGUGGAGAGUGUGUGAAGCUGAACGCAUAAAACGUCGAAAAUGGAUCGCAAAAACCAUUAGGCGAAACAUCCAGUGCCUUUCAACGAUGUGGUUGGCGCAAUGCAGGUGGCGUUGACUUUCGAAUCACCGGUAAUAGCGAUGGAGUGUCGGAUUACGGCGAGUUUCCUUGGAUGGCAGCUAUUUUCAAAGAACAACAGGCGCUUGAUCGAACAAUCAUCGUGUAUGUUUGCGGAGGCUCACUGAUCCAUCCAUCAGUCGUCCUGACCACGGCACACUACGUUCGGAAAGAAAUAGCAAGGGAUAUGAAAGUACGUCUGGGUGAGUGGGAUACACAGACUACCAAUGAAAAUUAUCCAUCCCAGGAUCGUAUAGUCGUAGAGGUCGUGUCCCACGCUGACUUCAGCAGUGGAUCGCUUGCCAAUGAUGUGGCACUGCUAUUUCUGGAUAAUCCUGUCGAACUAAUGAAGACAGUCAACACGAUCUGUCUGCCGCCGGCAAACCAUAACUUUGACCUGUCGCGCUGCUUUGCCUCCGGCUGGGGUAAGGACGUGUUUGGGAAAAAUGGUCUGUACAGUGUUAUUCUCAAAAAGAUCGAACUACCGAUCGUGCCACGCGGUCAGUGUCAGAGAGCGUUGCGCACGACACGUCUUGGACGACGGUUUAAGCUGCACAAGAGCCUUAUCUGCGCCGGUGGCGAGAAGGGACGAGACACGUGCAAGGGUGACGGUGGCUCACCACUGGUUUGUCCGAUCCCGGGUACUUUAAACCGUUACUAUCAGGCCGGCAUGGUUGCGUGGGGCAUUGGAUGUGGCGAGGAUGGAAUUCCCGGUGUGUAUGUGAACGUGUCAAUGUUUCGCGGAUGGAUCGACGAUCAUCUGCGGCAGAGAAAUAUUUCCAGCAACUACUAUCAGUACGCAUAG
This is a messenger RNA of Anopheles marshallii, 1005 nucleotides long. RefSeq names its product phenoloxidase-activating factor 2-like. The record is from RefSeq and is a predicted model, not a curated record. Gene Ontology annotation, biological process: proteolysis. The transcript is spliced from 4 exons. NCBI's taxonomy places the organism in Eukaryota, Metazoa, Arthropoda, Insecta, Diptera, Culicidae. Gene Ontology annotation, molecular function: serine-type endopeptidase activity.